AUGAGCUCCACGACAGGCGGAGACGCUUGGAGCGCUCGUCGACGCCUUGUCAGCAGUGGUGAUGGCAAUCUUGUUUUCGUUCAGCAGGCGGUCAAGUCUUGGGCCAAAGCUAGUUGUGCAUUGACUGUCGGUGCCAACGGAGCAAAGGCCAUUGACAACCUGGAUGUAAAAACAAGACUUGUUGAUCACCAAAACUCUCAUUAUAGGCGACACUCCCAUCAUCAUUCUCACGGCCAUUCCCAUUCCCAUUUGUUCAAUAGAGCCACCUGCAGAACAACCCGUGUUGCUUCGGGCGACUCUUGUGCUAGCCUUGCCACCAAGUGCGGCACCAGUCCGUCCGGAUUUACCAAGAACAACAGCUACAACAAGAAGCUAUGCUCUACGCUUAUGGAGGGCCAAGUUGUCUGCUGCUCUGCUGGUUCACUUCCCGACAUCAGGCCAAAGCCCAAGGCUAAUGGUGAAUGUGCAACACAUGACGUUGAUAAAGGUCAAACCUGUUCAUCUAUCGCGGCAUUCAAUGGUCUCAAAACCUCUGACCUAGACCACUUUAACAAAGAAACAUGGGGCUGGAACGGCUGUAAGAAUCUGUUGAUGGGGCAGAAGAUUUGCACAAGCAAAGGAAGCCCCCCUCUGCCAGCACCAGUUUCAAAUGCACAGUGCGGACCGAGCAAGCCGGGGUCCAAGAUGCCAACAGGUAACAAGAAGCUCGCCGAUCUGAAUCCUUGCCCCCUCAAGGCUUGUUGUAACAUUUGGGGCCAGUGUGGAACGACCAAGGACUAUUGCACUGUCUCCAAAUCGACUACGGGUAAUCCGGGUACGUCCAAGCCUGGAGAAAAUGGAUGUAUCUCCAAUUGCGGCAUGAAGAUCGUUAACAACGAGAAGCCCCCGGACUCGUUCAAAAAGAUCGCUUAUUACGAGUCAUGGAACCAAGACCGACCAUGCAUGCACAUGGACGUGCGGACUAUCACCUCUGCAUUCACUAGCGGAUGGACAGACGUGCACUUUGCCUUUGCCAACAUCACAAGCGACCACAAGGUAAGUGUCAAAGAUACAUAUGGCCAAUUCAAGAACUUCAAAGGCUUGAAAGGCAUCAAACGAAUCAUUGCCUUUGGUGGAUGGUCUUUUUCUGUGGGUGUAGAUACAUAUGCCAUCUUGCGCGAGGCUGUCAAGCCUUCCAAUCGUGGAGCCUUUGCCAACGAAGUUGUUCGCUUUGUAGAGGAUCAUGAUCUUGACGGUGUGGACUUUGAUUGGGAGUAUCCAGGUGCCCCCGAUCUCCCUGACAUCCCGAAGGGUAGCCCAGACGAACCUGCAAACUAUUUUAAGUUUCUGCAGCUUGUCAAGAGUAAGCUUCCCUCCGACAAGUCUCUAUCGAUAGCCGCACCGGCUUCCUUUUGGUAUCUGAAGCAAUUCCCCAUCGCUGCUAUCUCUAAGACGGUCGACUACAUUGUUUACAUGACUUACGACCUCCAUGGGCAAUGGGAUUACGAGAGUCCCUGGGCUAGUGAUGGAUGCCCCAAGGGCAGCUGCCUGAGAUCGCACGUAAAUCUCACAGAGACUGAGAACUCUCUGGCCAUGGUUACGAAAGCCGGUGUUGAGGCUCGAAAGCUCGUGGUCGGCGUCUCCAGUUAUGGUCGGUCGUUCAAAAUGAGUAGCGCCAGAUGCAAAGGCCCAGCGUGCACAUUCACUGGACCCGAGUCAGGAGCUGCCAAGGGUAAAUGCACUGGCACUGCUGGCUACAUCUCGAACGCGGAGCUGAAAGCCCUCGUCCACUCACAUUCUGGAGACGUGGAAAAGUGGCACGAUGCCAAAACAGAUAGCGACUAUAUGAUCUUCGACGGUUGGUACCGAUUGACCGUCGCAUAUAUGAGUGAAGAGACGAAGCAAGGGCGAACUGCCAAGUACAAGCGUCUUAACUUUGGUGGAACCUCUGACUGGGCGAUUGAUCUUCAGGAAGAGUGGGCUGAUACUCACAACGUUUAUGGUGAUAUUGACGACGAUGAGAACGAGUUGGAGCUCAUUGAAUCGUGUGACAAAGAGUACGACUCAAUUGACGACAUUCCCUCGUCCACACCUGGCCACUGUGUCGCCCCGUACAUUCUAGGCAGUCUGUCUAAAGAACUGUCAAGGGCCAUAAAGGACUAUAAAGAAGUAUCUAAGGGCUAUGACGACAAGUUCAAGUGGUAUGUCGAUUGGGUGAAAGAGGGUAUCGACAUGGUUCUGGAUACUUUCAUGAAGGUCAAAUCUGGCGAAGGCAACAAGUACAUGGACUGCGAGUGGACAGCGCCAAACAGCAAGGGUUCUGGCCCUUGCACUGAAGUUGAUCUGCGUGUCCCCGUUGGUACUCCCAAAGCUGCCAACAGGCGCUUUAUCACGUACAAGAUGCGCGACGAGGACGGGUUCUACGAGGCACUUCUGGCAAAUCAUGGAAUCGAGAAGAGCUGGGUCGAGUGGAAAGACUAUGCAGAUCACGACAUUUGCAUCUGCCCCAAUGGUCCGCACGCCCGCGACGUUGACGAGAAAGAGCCCAACAGGUUUGCUGCUGGUCCUAUCUGCCCUUGCGAGGCGCACGCAGGCUUCACGAUACACAAGAACUACCCGCGUCGCAUCCAAGACACCGCCAAGAUCGACGUUCCGAACCCCAAGGCUAUCAUCGAGGAGGCUAUCCCGAAGACUGAUGAUCUUGCGGAGCUUCUCUACGAAACAUACAUAGAUUCUCUAGAUGAUGAUCUGGAUGCCUCUGGCGCUGAUGCCGUCACAGCGUUCAGCAUGCCUGUCUUUAUGCUUGAAGACGCCAUCAAGUCCAUCAAGUCUGUCAAGGAGAUUGGCGAGAAGCAGAAGGAGACGAAGACACGGGAACUUGUUCUCAGUAUCCUCAGCAUUGUCUUCGCAGUCAUUCCUUUCGCUGGAACUGCAGCAUCGGCGCUUGGUGGGGCCGCGAUGAUUGCACGCGCAGCACUUAUCAUUGGCGAGGCAGGGAGCGCUGCACUUAGCAUUGUCGACAUUGUCGAUGAUCCGGCGUCGGCACCCUUUGCGAUUCUUGGUAUGCUCAUUGGCUCCAAAGGUGUCAAGGUGAAGGGUCCUCGAAAGGCCUUCAGGGACGCAGCUGACGCUCGACGAGCGCUGAAGGGUGACAAGCUCGAGGCAUUUUCGCCCGAGUUCAGGCGUAAAGAUGCGAUUGUGCAGGAUCUUGUGAAGAAGAGCAAGUCAUGUUCUGUAAAUUAG
Molecule: messenger RNA, 3222 nt
Organism: Fusarium verticillioides 7600
Lineage: Eukaryota; Fungi; Ascomycota; Sordariomycetes; Hypocreales; Nectriaceae
Exons: 11
Coding region: 1-3222 (1073 amino acids)
Biological process (GO): carbohydrate metabolic process
Molecular function (GO): hydrolase activity, hydrolyzing O-glycosyl compounds; chitin binding
Source: RefSeq, a predicted model, not a curated record